This is a messenger RNA of Eufriesea mexicana, 800 nucleotides long. RefSeq lists its product as uncharacterized. Gene Ontology annotation, cellular component: plasma membrane. Bases 93 to 800 code for a protein of 235 amino acids. The transcript is spliced from 4 exons. NCBI's taxonomy places the organism in Eukaryota, Metazoa, Arthropoda, Insecta, Hymenoptera, Apidae. The record is from RefSeq and is a predicted model, not a curated record.
GGAAUAAUUUUUGAUCAGUUGUAUGAUUUCGUAAGAUAGAACGUCGGAGGAAGUAGGAAAUAUAUUGAAAUUAUCAAACUUGAGGCAGAAAAAUGUUAACGAAAGGGAAAGUAAACGUUGUUUUCCCAGUUUGCGAAGAUGAAGUUAAAGAAUUGGAGUCGAUAAUUUUCCACACUCCUGCCAUAUAUAAUGACAAAGUAAAAGUACACGAUUGGCAGAUGCAUACAUUGGCGGAGCCCAGAGAUAACAAAGAGAUAUUUCCACCAAAAGGAAAUCUUCACGUAUCAUCGUAUCAAAGAUUAGGCCCAGAACCUGGCUGCACAGGAAUUUCAGAAACACGUGCCAUGCUGUCUCAGAUAGAAUUGAAAGAACUGUAUAAACCAAUUUAUCCGCAGCGUACUUUGCUUAAUAUGAAGACUUUUGCAUCAGCAGAGCAAGAGGAAGAAGAGGAUUCGACGAUAGAGGGUAUAAUGUACGAUCCUGAAGAAGCUCGUUGCAUGGAUUAUCGAACGACAACGGAAAUUCACUAUAGAUCACCUUACCCCAUGAAACCAAAAUCAUUACCACCGCCACCACCACCACCGCAACCAUGGCUGUUGAAUCGACGAACUAUAGGUUACAGUCUCGAACAAUUGGAAAAACGUGAUGGAAUGCACAAAUUCUUGGACGAUAAUAUGGAGCUUCAUCAGCAGAUAGCUGAUUUAAAGUCCAGAAGGUAUAAGUUGCAUUCGUUUCUAGACUAUCAGGUUCCUGAAGCUGUCGACACGUCUAAUAUGAAAGAGUGCAAAAUUGAGAAUUAG